Molecule: messenger RNA, 2195 nt
Organism: Rhopalosiphum maidis (corn leaf aphid)
Lineage: Eukaryota; Metazoa; Arthropoda; Insecta; Hemiptera; Aphididae
Gene: Tm1
Product: tropomyosin
Exons: 9
Coding region: 107-1345 (412 amino acids)
Biological process (GO): actin filament organization; muscle contraction
Cellular component (GO): actin filament
Molecular function (GO): actin filament binding
Source: RefSeq, a predicted model, not a curated record
UCCGUCGGCCGUGUGAGAGCGCUGCUGCUGGCACCGCUGUUCCCGUUGACGACGACGCCGCCGCCGCCGCCGCCCGCCACGUUGUGGACGCCCGACGACCACACGGAUGGAUAUCCGCGGUGGACGCGAAAGGCGGCCGGGCGACAGGCGUCCGCACAGAGGCCCUCGGGCACCUAGGCGGCCGCAGUUGUCGCCCGACCUACAGCAACGUGUCGUGGUCGGAGCCGAAACGGCGGCCGGUUCGACGGCCGCUGCCGUCCCUUACAGACCGCCGCCGCCUCGAUUGCUACCAUCACCCAGAUUGCCAUUGCCACAGCCACUGCCGCCGCGAUUGCUACCGCCACAGAUUUCAUCAUCGCCGCCGCCACUUCCACCUCCAAAUUUGCUGGUGACGAAACAGCCACAGCCGCCGACGGAGAGGUUACCGGUGACAGUGCCACAGCCGCAACAGGAAUACCGAGUACGGGAAUCCGGCGACGGAGUGGAAGACUGCGGACCGGUCGCCGGAGGAAGCGGCACCGCCGACGACUCCGAACUGCUGGCCAAACUCCGGUGUCCAAGCGAGAGCGCCGAGGUGAUCGCCGAACGAGAGAAACGACGACAGCGACGACGGUGCCCCGAUUAUCCCGGAUUGGCGCUUUCCAGUUCCGUAUUCAGCACGGAAACGGGCAUGAAGUUCAGCAUCAUCAGGAACGAACUACACAACGUGCUCAAGCCGCAACUGCGACGGGCUGAAAGUGAAGUUGCUGCACUUAACAGGCGUAUCCAAUUGUUGGAAGAAGACCUUGAAAGGUCUGAAGAGCGCUUGGCCACGGCCACUGCUAAGUUGGCCGAGGCGUCUCAAGCUGCUGAUGAAUCUGAACGGAUCCGAAAAGCGUUGGAGAACCGAACAAAUAUGGAGGAUGACCGAGUAGCCAUUCUCGAAGCUCAAUUGGCACAAGCCAAACUUAUUGCCGAGGAGGCUGACAAAAAAUAUGAGGAGGUCGGCCGUAAAUUGGUCAUGAUGGAACAAGAUUUGGAAAGAGCUGAAGAAAGAGCUGAACAUAGCGAUGCCAAAAUCGUGGAAUUGGAAGAAGAAUUGCGUGUUGUUGGUAACAACUUGAAAUCCCUCGAAGUUUCGGAAGAAAAGGCCACACAAAGGGAAGAAACAUUUGAGGAACAAGUGAAAGGUCUCGGAGCACAGCUCAAAGAGGCUGAGGCUCGCGCUGAGUUCGCCGAGAGAUCGGUGCAGAAAUUGCAGAAAGAAGUUGACAGGCUCGAAGAUGACUUAACUGGCGAAAAGGAAAAGAACAAACAUCUGCAAGAGGAAAUGGAGGCCACCCUGCACGACAUUCAAAACAUAUGAGUUGGUCGCCGAAAAGGAGAGAUUCAGAGACAUUGGCGACAGCUUGGACCUUGCGUUUGUCGACUUGUAUGGCAUCUAAACACAAACACACAUACAUACACACACUCAGACCUCCUCCUUUCCCGACACACGAUUUCACUCAAUUUUAUCCAUUUCCAUCGUCUCUGUCUCUGACCCUACUCCAGCUACCACACACUACAUUCCCUUUAUAAACAAAACACAAAACAAAACAAUAAAAUAUAAUUUUAAUAAUACAGUGCUACUAACACCGUGUCCACGCGUCAAAUUUUUCGACACAAAACUUGUAACUUUUAGUUUAUUUUAGUGAAUUACCUAUACCUAAAUUUUAUUUUUAUUUUUAUUAUUUAUUUAUUUAAUUUUUGUUUUGCAAUGUAUUGUAUUUCAUAGCUUACUGAUUUUACAAUAUUUUUUCGGCUUUGUUUUUACGCUUGUAGAAAAAUUGUAUUGAACGCCGUAGGUGUGACUUGACUACCCCGAAGUCAAUAAUUAAAAAUAAAAUUGUAACGAUUAUUUUUCUAUGAUAACUUUUUUCUCCGCCUGAGUGAAAUCGUAAAAUGUCUAUUGAUACUUUGUACCGGCUGUGGCGUCACGCGUCCCUAAAAUGUUUUUUUUUUGUUCUUCGGAAAACACGUCUGUUGAAUAUAAUUAAUUUUUAUCCAAACGUUAUUAUUAUUUAUAUAUACGCUUAGUUUUUAUUUAUAUAACAUUAAAAAAAAACCAUAACCUAACUUUUGUCUAACUGUAUAUGUCUAUUUAAAAAAAAAAAAAUGUAUUUUUGUGAUUUAUAUAGAGCUUGUAUUGUUUUCGUUAUUAGUCAAAUAACCAACGA